AUGAGAAGAAAUUUUACAAGACGCUUCAAUGAACGGCGACUUUUAAGGCCACGUCUAGAAGUUAAGGAAGAGGAAGGAUUUGAUAGAAGUGAUGUAAAAAAGGCAUUAUUAGAAUCACUGCACGAACAACGUAAAGAAGAACGUCGAAAGGAAUUGGAAAAAGAAUUGAAACAACGUGGGAAUCACGAAACAGAAAUAAAGGAGAAAGGGAAAGCAAAGAGUUCGGAGGUGAAAAAUAAGAGUGCGGUAGCAGUGAAGAGUAAAGAGAAAGCGAAAGUUGUUCAAGAGGUGGUUAGCGAACAGGGGGAGAAAACGAGUGAAAUUAUUUUACACGGAACGGACGUGAACGGACGUAUCGAAAAGGUGGGACAUAAGAACGUAAGAAAAGAUCUGGACAUCGAAACAUUACCAUCAACCAGAGAUUUCAUCCGAUUCAUGUCAUUAGAUUACUCAGACGAUCUUGAAGGUAUACCAAAAGAAUUGCGGCAUUUCCGCACACUUCCAUUGGUACCGGUUCCGGAACUGCCAUGUACAAAUUUAACGGUGUCAGAAAAUAGAUGGGGUAUUCAUUCGAGAAGCUUCAAAGAAACGGUUCAUUUGAUCAAUAUUGCGUUUACUGGUAUUUCAUUCUUCAUAUCGUUAUUGCUUUUUCAACACGGUUUCUUACUCAAGCGAAUUGAGCUCACGUCACGCAGUUCAUGUUCGGAUGUUGCUUCACGUGAUGCUUGUUGGUUUCCAGCUCAGUAUCAACGGGUUGUUGUUGUUCUGAUUGAUGCUUUACGAUACGAUUUUGUUGCACCAUCUCAACCACAGCUCAACAGUAGCAACAAAGCAUAUUCCGGUCAUUUUUCGACCAUUACUCGUUUACUUAAUGAUUGUAGAGAAUCAGCAGUUUUAAUGCAUUUCCGUGCCGAUGCUCCGACUACUACGAUGCAGCGUUUGAAGGCACUAACCACUGGUUCACUUCCCACUUUUAUUGAUGUUGGUUCAAAUUUCGCAGGUGCAGCAAUACUGGAAGAUAACUGGAUUGAUGAAAUUAUCGUAACGAAUCGAAGUAUCGUUAUGGUUGGAGACGAUACGUGGAUUUCACUCUAUCCAGAACAGUUCAAACGUAGGUAUCAUUUGCCAUCUUUUGAUAUAAAUGAUCUUCAUACCGCUGAUCAGAUGAUUUCAAAUAAUCUUUUCGAUGAGCUUAAAAAAUCGGAUUGGACUGUGCUGAUAGCGCAUUUUCUUGGUGUUGAUCAUUGUGGGCAUAAAUAUGGUCCAGAUCAUCCUGAAAUGUCCAAAAAAUUAAAACAAAUGAAUGAAAUUUUGGCGAAAGUGGUCGAUUCAAUAGAUAAUGAUACUUUGUUAUUGGUAAUGGGUGAUCAUGGAAUGACUGAAAAUGGUGAUCAUGGUGGCGAUGAACUACUGGAAAUUGAUGCUGCUUUAUUUAUGUUUGCUAAAAAAAAACUAAUUUUUACGGAACCACCGGAAUCAGUUUCACAGGUUGACAUUGUGCCAACGAUCAGUCUGUUACUUGAUUCGCCCAUUCCAUAUUCUAAUAUCGGAAUACUGAUUGAUUGCACUAUACUACCGGAACAUCGGGCCUUAGCUAUAAGCAGUAAUGCAGAGCAGAUGAUGCGUUAUGGACGGACUAUUGUGGCAGAAACUCAAUUGCCAGAGUUAGAUUCAUUGAUACGAAGCUUCGAGAAUAAUGGGAAUGUAGAAAACUCCAUUGACUACAUGCGGCGUUUACAAGAACUUUUGCGUGCUUCAUGGACUGAAUUCAAUAGUAAUUUGAUGCGAAUCGGUUUUCUAUCGUUGAUUGAUACCAUAUUAUCGGUUUACGACUCACUUUAUACGGGAAACAUUUUAUUUGCUUCUUUGGUUUUUCGGUCCGGUCUAUUUUUCAUUCAAACGUCGGUUUUUUUAAUUGGAGAUGACGAACACUAUAUUGCAAUUUUGGAUUUCUUGUUAUCUUUUUCUUUGAUUAUUCGACUUGUUCAAACAGCCAGGACGUUAUUUUCGUUCACAUCAACAAUUUGGGAAAUUGCUGUAUUUUGUAUAGCUGUCACACAUGCAUUAUCUUUUCUUUCCAAUAGCUACAUUGUUUUUGAAUCUUCCGUAAUACGUUUUCUGACACAGACUUUGGUUGCUAUUGCAUUUUGGCAAUCAUUUUCAAAUAGGAAACAUAGUAAUCGGCAUCAACCGAGAUCGUUUUUAGCAAUCUUGGGAAAUCGUUUUAGUUGGCAACGUUCUCUUAUUUUUAUUACAGUUAUUUUACUUUUGCGGUUGGGUAUUUUCUUUGAAAAAUGUCGAGAAGAGCAAGGAGAUGCAUGUGAAGAUACAAUAUUUUCACAGUCAUUUUCGCAUAUCCCUCAUAGUCCUGUGAAAGUAAUGCGUUUUAUGAUCGGUAUCUUAGUACAGAUUGUGGCUGCAUGCAUGGCGACAAAAUAUCUACAAAGUUAUCCAUCUGAAAUUUGGACUUCGACAUUGAUUUUCCCAAGAACAGUUGCUACUAUUGCUUUAUGGCUCUCUUUUUGGUUACCCGAAGAUACCCUUAGCCAUUUUGCUCGGUUUUCACUUGGUACUGCUCAGAUUGUUUAUGGAUUGUCGUUCAUCAAUUUAUUAAUUAUUUGUUUCCAUGCAGCUCGCAUAGGAAAAUUUUGGAGCCAAAGUAAUUGCGCAAUAUCAUAUUUAAUGUGCAUAUCAUCUAUAUUAUUUCUAAUCUUGGGUGAUGGUCUAUCAUUCAGUUUCCUUUCGUUAAUUAUAAUAAUCUUCCUCAUUCCGUUUAUUAUUGAUGAUGAAUAUUACCAAAUAGUACUUCUUGUUUUCCUGUCGUCGCAUGGAUUCUUCUCCUUGUCACAUCAACCGACAUUUUCAUCAAUUCCUUGGCAAGCAGCCUUCGUGGGUGUUCCCGGUAAUUUUGCCAUCCAAAUAGUGCCAGGUGCACUUGUUGUUGCGCAUAUUUUUGCAUCACAAAUCAUCACAAGCGUAGCGCUGCCUAUGCUUGUUGUACAACAAAAUCAUCGACAAUCUGGCCUUUCACAUUGGACUUAUAAAUUGAUCUUAUUUCACUCCUUAAAGGCGUUAUCAGUGUGUGCAAUGGCAGCCAUACAUCGACGACAUUUGAUGGUCUGGAAAAUUUUUGCCCCAAAAUUUAUUUUUGAAUCACUUUCUCUGUGCGUUCUAUGUUUUACCCUAUUAAUCACCAACUGCAUUUUCUGGAAGUUGGUCGUGCCGCCUCCUUCUGAUUUGUUUGGAAAGAGAGGUUGA
Molecule: messenger RNA, 3258 nt
Organism: Cercopithifilaria johnstoni
Lineage: Eukaryota; Metazoa; Nematoda; Chromadorea; Rhabditida; Onchocercidae
Source: the annotation of a GenBank genome assembly